AUGAAGAAAUUAAAUGUUUCAGAAUCAAAAGAAACUGAUAAGUUAUUUACAACAUCAAUUGAUGCUUUAAAAAAUUUAUACAGUAGUAAAAUAAAACCAUUAGAAACUUUAACAAAGUUUGGAGAUUUUUAUACACCAACAUUAACAGAUAGUGAUAUUGAGGCAAAACCAAUGGUUUUAUUAAUUGGUCAAUAUAGUACAGGUAAAACUACAUUUAUUCAAUAUUUAUGCGAAAGAGAUGUUCCAGGUCAAAAUAUUGGUCCAGAACCAACAACUGAUAGAUUUAAUGCAGUAAUGUAUGGUAAUGAAGAUAGAAUUAUACCAGGUAAUACAGUUUGUGUACAAGAAGAUAAACCAUUCAAAGGAUUAGCAAGAUUUGGUACAGGUUUUAUGAAUAAGUUUCAAUGUAGUAUGUGUAGUGCACCAAUUUUACAAUCAGUUUCAUUUAUCGAUACACCAGGUGUUUUAAGUGGUUCUAAACAGUCACAAAGAUCCUACGAUUUUCCAGCAGUUACAUCAUGGUUUGCAGAAAGAGCAGAUAUGAUUUUAUUAUUAUUCGAUGCACAUAAAUUGGAUAUCUCUGAUGAAUUUAAACAAGCCAUCGAAGCAUUAAAAGGUCACGACGAAAAGAUUAAAAUUGUAUUAAACAAAGCUGACAAAGUAUCAAGUCAACAAUUAUUACGUGUUUAUGGUGCUAUGAUGUGGUCAUUAGGAAAAGUUAUUAAAACUCCAGAGGUUAUGAGAGUAUAUUUGGGCUCAUUCUGGAGUGGUGGUCCAUUACAAAAUCCAGAGACAGAGAAUCUCUUACAUGCAGAAAUGGUAGAUCUCAUCAAAGAGCUUUUAUUACUUCCAAAGAAUGCAGCCGUUAGAAAAGUUAAUGAUUUGGUUAAAAGAGCACGUAUGACUAAAGUCCAUGCACUUAUAUUGUCACAUCUAAAGAAUGAAAUGCCAGUAUUUGGUAAAGAGAAGAAACAGGCUGAACUUAUUGCAAAUCUAGAUAGAGAGUUUAAAAAGAUUGAAAGAAUUCAUAACCUUCCAGAGGGUGAUUUCCCAGAUUUGGAUAGAUAUCGUCAACAACUUAAUGUUCAAGAUUUCAGUAAAUUCCCAAAAGUAAAUCAAAAAAUGUUGGAUCAAAUCGAUGAGGUCCUCUCUAACGAUUUCCCAAAACUUCUUCAACGUUUCCCAUUAGAUGGUUCUCAUCAACCAACAUCUUACGAGUUAAAUCCAUUCGCUUUAGAUGAAGUAGACGAAUCUAUUCGUUGGCAAUUAUUUGAAAAUGUUGAUCAAAAUGCUUUUCUUCCACUAUUCAAUUCAUUAAAUCCAAUCAAUGGUAAAGUUACAGGUGCCGAUGCUAAAGUUCCACUCUCCCAAUCAGGUUUACCAUCAAAUAUUUUAGCUCAAAUUUGGCGUCUUAGUGAUAUCAACAAGGAGGGUAAAUUAGACUUUGAAGGAUUUUGUUUAGCAAUGCAUUUAGUAAAUGUAAAAUUAAAAGGUUUUGAAUUACCCGAUCAAUUACCUCAAACCUUAAUACCUUUUUCAAAAAGAAGUGGUAUGUCUAUAAAUAAUAAUAUUAAUAAUAGCAAUAAUAAUAAUAAUAAUAACAAUAACAAUAAUUAUAGAUAA
This is a messenger RNA of Dictyostelium purpureum, 1623 nucleotides long. RefSeq lists its product as uncharacterized. Gene Ontology annotation, biological process: endocytosis; endosomal transport. The coding region runs from base 1 to 1623 and encodes 540 amino acids. The transcript is spliced from 3 exons. Lineage: Eukaryota; Evosea; Eumycetozoa; Dictyosteliales; Dictyosteliaceae. The record is from RefSeq and is a predicted model, not a curated record. Gene Ontology annotation, cellular component: plasma membrane; cytoplasm. Gene Ontology annotation, molecular function: protein binding; calcium ion binding; GTP binding.